UUGUUUAUUCGCCACACACCAGUGAACACUAGGCUUAAUUGAAGUGACUCGACCAAAUCUAAAUUUUCCAUCUCAGGCUGUCAGCUCAGUAAGGGCUGGACUGAGCUUUUGUUAAACCUGCUUUCUGAAACAGGCGAGUUUCUGAUAUCAUCUGGUCUCUGGUAGUGUCUUCGUCCGUACCGGAGGUUAAGUUUCACUUUCUGUUUUUCUGUGGUGGCUGUGGCGCAGCUGCUUUUCUCAAUUUAACGGACAUGUAACGGUCACUUUUUUACAGUUUCGCGCCAACAUGACUUUUUGCUCAUCCUGUUAGCGCUUACUGGCUGCUGUUAACGUUACCUUUUUACAGUCAGCAGAAGUCUGCCGUUCGGUUGGUUUCAUGAACAAACAAAACGGGAGGAAUCUUUCUCCGCCAUUUUGCAUUUAUGAAAGUGUGUGUGAGCUGAUGAGGAGAUGAGUUCAGCAGCAUGAAUCAGUGUGAGGACACAGAGGAGGGAGUCCCUCCCUCUACACCCACUCUAUGUGGAGGAUAUGACAGCUCGACCAAAGCUCAGAGCCCAGAGCAGCAGCACUCACCAGUCUUUCCUGGACUGGGACCUGGACCCAGCUGUAUGUCUGUAAAGAGUGACUUGUCCAUGGAGCUCCCGCUACUUUUUAAAAGACAAGGUUUACCAAUGACAGAGAGCUAUGGGAGACCAGCCUCUGUUGAACCUGAACCUGAAUCAAGCUGUGUGUCCUUGAAGAGUGACCGGUCAAAUGAUCGCGACAUUGAUUUUAAAGGACGACAACCCUCUGCUGCAAAGAGGCACUGUGGGAGACCAGCCUCUUUUGAACCCGAACCUGAACCAAGCUGUGUGUCCUUGAAGAGUGUCCGGUCAAAUGAUCGCGAUAUUGAUUUUAAAGGACAACAACCCUCUGCUGCAAAGAGAGUCGACCAGGAGGGCUCAGAGGUUCCCAGUGGUCAGUCUGCUCAGCAGCAUCAAACACCCCUGGACGGGAUUUUUAUGCUGCUGGAGGAGAACAUUGUUACUUUUGUGAAGAAAGAGCUGAAGAAGAUCCAGAGGGAUCUGAGUUCAGGUUAUCCAGGCUCAAAGAGUCAGAGGGAGGAUGAGCAGGUGUUGGAUGGUGAGGAGGAAGAGCAGAGGAGGAGCAGCACAGAGGCAUUUUUGAAGAUCACACAGCAUUUUCUGAGGAGAAUGAAUCAGGAGGAUCUGGCUGACUGUCUGGAGAGCAUGAAUCAUGGUCCAGUUUAUCAGCAUAAACAUAAAUCUAACCUGAAGAAGAGGUUCCGGCUUGUAUUUGAGGGGAUUGCUAAAGCAGGAAACCCAACCCAACUGAAUGAGAUCUUCACAGAGCUCUACAUCACUGAGGGAGAGACUGGAGAGGUCAAUGAUGAACAUGAAGUCAGACAGAUUGAAACAGCAUCAAGGAAACCAGACAGACAAGAAACAUCUAUUAAAUGUGAAGACAUCUUUAAACCCUCACCAGCAAGAAACGAACCAAUCAGGACAGUGAUGACAAAGGGAGUGGCUGGCAUUGGGAAAACAGUCUUAACACAGAAGUUCACUCUGGACUGGGCUGAAAGCAAAGCCAACCAGGACAUACAGUUGACAUUUCCAUUCACAUUCAGAGAGCUGAAUGUGCUGAAAGAGAAAAAGUUCAGCUUGGUGGAACUUGUUCAUCACUUCUUUACUGAAAUUAGAGAAGCAGGAAUCUGCAGGUUUGACGAGUUCCAGAUUGUGUUCAUCUUUGACGGUCUGGAUGAGUGUCGACUUCCUCUGGACUUCCACAACAACCAGAUCCUGACUGAUGUCACAGAGUCCACCUCAGUGGACGUGCUGCUGACAAACCUCAUCAGGGGGAAACUGCUUCCCUCUGCUCGCCUCUGGAUAACCUCACGACCUGCAGCAGCCAAUCAGAUCCCUCCUGAGUGUGUUGAUAUGGUGACAGAGGUCAGAGGGUUCAUUGACCUACAGAAGGAGGAGUACUUCAAGAAGAGAUUCAGUGAGGAGGAGCAGGCCAGCAAGGUAAUCUCCCACAUCAAGACAUCACGAAGCAUCUUCAUCAUGUGCCACAUCCCAGUUUUCUGCUGGAUCACUGCGACAGUUCUGGAGGAAGUGUUGGAGACCAGAGAGGGAGGACAGCUGCCCAAGACCCUGACAGAGAUGUACAUCCACUUCCUGGUGGUUCAGUCCAAACUGAAAAACAUCAAGUAUGAUGGAGGAGCUGGGACAGACGCACACUGGAAUCCAAAGAACAGGAAGAUGAUUGUGUCUCUGGGAAAACUGGCUUUUGAGCAGCUGCAGAAAGGCAACCUGAUCUUCUAUGAAUCAGAUCUGACAGAGUGUGGCAUUGAUAUCAAAGAAGCCUCAGUGUACUCAGGAGUGUUCACCCAGAUCUUUAAAGAGGAGAGAGGGCUGUAUCAGGACAAAGUGUUCUGCUUUGUCCAUCUGAGUGUUCAGGAGUUUCUGGCUGCUCUUCAUGUCCAUCUGACAUUCAUCAACUCUGGUGUCAAUCUGCUGACAGAAGAACAAUCAACCUUCCAGACGUCUGAAACAACAAAAUGUGAAUCUGCAGUGACACAUUUCUACCAGAGUGCUGUGGACAAGGCCUUACAGAGUCCAAAUGGACACCUGGACUUGUUCCUCCGCUUCCUCCUGGGACUAUUGCUUCAGCCCAACCAGGUUCUCCUAGAAGGCCUGCUGAUACUAGCAGAAAGAAGCUCACAGAUCAAUCAGAAUAUAGUCCAGUAUAUCAAGGAGAAAAUUGAGGAGAACCCCUGUCCAGAAAAAAGCAUCAAUUUGUUCCACUGUCUGAAUGAACUGAAUGAUCGUUCUCUAGUGGAGCAGAUCCAACAGUUCCUGAGUUCAGGAAGUCUCUCCACAAAUAAACUCUCUCCUGCUCAGUGGUCAGCUCUGGUCUUCAUCUUAUUGUCAUCAGAAGAUCUGGACCUGUUUGACUUGAAGAAAUAUUCUGCUUCAGAGGAGGCUCUUCUGAGGCUGCUUCCAGUGGUCAAAGCCUCCAAGAAAUCUAUACUAAGUGGCUGUAACCUCUCAGAAAGCAGCUGUGAAGCUUUGUCCUCAGUUCUUAGCUCCCAGACCUCUAGUCUGAGAGAGUUGGACCUGAGUGACAACAACCUGCAGGAUUCAGGAGUGAAGCUGCUGUCUGCUGGACUGAAGAGUUCACACUGCACACUUGAAACUCUCAGGCUAUCAGGUUGUCUGAUCACAGAAGAAGGCUCUGCUUCUCUGGCUUCAGCUCUGAGCUCCAACCCCUCCCAUCUUAAAAAACUGGACCUGAGUUACAAUCAUCCAGGAGACUCAGCAGUUAAGCUUCUCUCUGCUGGACUGAAGGAUCCAUCCUGGAGUCUGAAAACUCUCAGCUUGGAGCCUGGUGGAGUCCAGUGGUUGAAACCAGGUCUGAUGAAGUAUUCCUGUGAACUAGCAUUCGACACAAACACAGUAAACAGGAACCUCAAACUGUCUGAGAACAACAGGAAGGUGGCAUAUGUGGAGGAGCGUCAGUCAUAUCCUGAUCAUCCAGACAGAUUUGACCGGUGUCCUCAGCUGCUGUGUGGAAAUGGUCUGACUGGUCGCUGUUACUGGGAGGUCGAGUGGAGUGGAAGAGCUUCUAUAGCGGUGACUUACAGAGGAAUCGGAAGGAAAGGAGACAGUGAUGACUCUGUGUUUGGAGAGAAUGAUCAGUCCUGGAGACUGAUCUGCUCUGAUGGUGGUCGUUACUAUGUCUGGCACAAUAACAAAAGAACAUCCAUCUACUCGAUCUCCUCUUCCUCUUCUGUCUCUAACAGAGUAGCAGUGUAUGUGGACUUUCCUACUGGCAGUCUAUCCUUCUACAGAAUCUCCUCUGACGCACUGAUCCACCUCCACACCUUCAACACCACAUUCACUGAACCUCUUUAUCCUGGCUUUGGGUUUGGGUUCUUGCCUGGUUCCUCAGUGUCUCUGUGUUUUCUGUAGGGAGUCUCAUUCUACUGAACAGGGGCCUGUACCACGAAGCAGUAUUUGAGUUUAUCUAGGUAACUUCCAGGUAACUUAACCCUGUGUUCUCAGUACCACUACGGUGGUUCUUUUCUUACUGGCGCAGAUUGCCAUGGUAACUUAUGCUGAAGUGCUAACCUGCUCCGGAGCGUGUUGUGUUCCAGAUAAGACAUCAACUCUAUGUUGAUCUAAGAUUGUUUGAUAAGCUGCUUUUAUGUUUGCUGCAGUGAUGCAGAGAAACUUUUGUAUAACAAUAUAAUCUUACAGAGACUGGCUGAAGCAAUAAAGCCUUGUAGGCUACUACUUGUUGAAGUCUAUUAAGAUAUUUAAGCUACUUACAGAUUUGAAAUGUGUUCAAUAAUUUAUUUGCUCCCAAGUCCAUUUCACAAAGCCAUUUCACAUAAAUGUUGAGAUUCGGUCUUUUGACCACUAUUUGUGCACAUUUUAUAGCAUGAAUGAUUUUUUUUUUGUUGCUUCCUUAAUUUAGAACAAUGUUUGGAACACUUUUGAGUGUGUUAAAUAGGCCUACAUUAUUCAGAUUUUUGAAGUUCUUAAAAGUGUGUUGGAACAACCACUUAUUCAGUGCUCAAGGCUUUUAAUGUGGAAACGCCGACACAGCCAAUAUGAAAGAAUCAGGCUAGAAUUGUAAUAUACGCCACAAGAACACAUGAAACCAACAUAUUCAUAUUAUAGGCUACACCUGUAACUUUGGCAUUCACACUGUCAGUGAUUGUCCAUCUUCCUGCAUAUGUCAGACAAUCGUAUAAUAUUCCAAUUUGCUCUUUGUAAAAUAUGACCCUUUGCUGCCAGUAGUGUUGCGAUUGGUCAUCUGCUGCUAACACCGCCUAUUUAAUGUGAACGCACUCAUGGCUGGAUUGGGAAAGUCUGGGUUGACUUACCCAGUUGAUAACCAGCUUUGUGUGACUUAGCCCGAUCAAGAUUGUUACGGUUAGUGAAGCCAGAUAACGGAGAUUUAUCCUUUGUAUGUUGAACUUGCUUCGUAGUACAGGCCCCAGAUUUUGCUGCUGUUGUACUCUGAUGUUGUUCCUGUUAUGUGUGGGUGAUGCUGUUUGACCCUGUUGUGGCUUGGUCUCACUUCUAGGUUACAGGUUAUUGCAAUAAAUUAACCAAUAACUGGCAGCAGCCGGUAGCUCCUUCAAA
Messenger RNA from Micropterus dolomieu (smallmouth bass), 5156 nucleotides. RefSeq names its product NLR family CARD domain-containing protein 3-like. The coding region runs from base 465 to 3974 and encodes 1169 amino acids. The record is from RefSeq and is a predicted model, not a curated record. The transcript has 12 exons. Lineage: Eukaryota; Metazoa; Chordata; Actinopteri; Centrarchiformes; Centrarchidae. Gene Ontology annotation, molecular function: protein binding.